AUUUUGUUUUUAAUUUAUUUCCCAUAUAUGUCUAGUUUUGCAUAUGUUGUCAAUAUCAUGUUUCAUUAUUUUGAAUUAUUAGGACUAUWUUCCUUCCUAACAGUUUGUAGAUAUGCAGUUUAGAAAAGCCCAUCUAGGAACAAGUGCUACAACUGAAUUUGUUUAUGUUGAUGUGUGUCUGUUCCUAUCAAAUAAACCUAAUUAAAAAAUUAUAAAUAUUUUCACGUCACAAUACUCUUGCAGUCUACACCAUGUUCACUAUCUAGUCUCCUGUAAGAUAUCCAACAAAUCAACCAAAAGCAAAAGCUUUUACCAUUUUACAUAAUCCAUUUUCUAGGCACAGCAGAUCUCAUACAUCUAAUCAUGUUUACACAGGAAUCAUUUUCUAAAAAUACAAACAAAUAAACAGAAUAAAAUAUUAUAUAAGGCCAUUAUGAAAAUGUUUGAAAUUAAUAUAUGUCAGCUUACUGAAAGAAACGUCCCUGUAACAAACUCCUUUUGCAUGAGUUACUGCAUCAAACAGAGCGACAUGCUGAUGGUCAGGCUGUGCUGAGGUGGUCAGGAAGACAGAGUGGAUUUAAUGAUGUCUCUCAUCUUCUUUUUGUUUUUGCAAUACCUUAUUUAAAGGUUUUUAAGUUAGUAGAACAUUAACAGCAACAUGUCAAUAUCCCUUUGAGAUCCACCCCAAAGUUUAUAAAAAGAAAUCCAGGAGAGCAGAUACUUCMCAUUGGAACCAAAACAACUUGAAAUCUGUGUCUCUUUUCUCUUCCUUCAGAUUCUGGAAACUUGAUGGAAAUUUAUUUCAAUGUGAAAAGAAGGUUUUGACCCACAUCACAACCGGGCCCAGUCAUUUCUGUCUUAACUCAGGUGAGACUCUGAAUGACGACAUAAUGAAUGUCUCUGUGUGUUGUCACGGACUCCAGCUGCACACCUGUUUCUACCAAAGUGUUUCCUUCCAAAGUGUUGGAAAGUUGUAGCGUUCCAGGAAACUGAAUUGUGGUUUUUCAUCACCUAUAAUCAGGGCCGGGUUAGAAGGAUAUGUGGCCUUGGGUUGGAAACAGUCUUGGUGUCCUAUUCCCCCCCCAAAAAAAAAAGAAAAAAAAAAGAGAACAUUACUCAUGCAAAUUUAAAACUUCCUAUGAGAGAUGACUAAAAAGAUCUAUUAUGACUUCAGAAUUUUCAAAUGUGUGAUUAUUGUUUACAUUUAUAAAAAUGUAACAAUGUUAAAACUCCACACUUCAUUGGGAUUAUCAUGAGUUUUAUAUUUAAAAUUAAGCUAUGAUGCUUUAUAAAACACACCUUCAUGACAAAACCAUCCUGAAUCUUUGGUUAUCCCGAAACUCGGAACCCUGGGCCCCGGUUAGCUUACAGUCCGGCCCAGAUUGUAAAAUAAUAAAUAAAUAAACAAUCAAAAUGAACAGAAUGAACCCAAUCUGUAUGAAAUGAAUUAAUGUAAACUUCAGUUUUUGAAUUAAGUUAGUGAUAACAAUCCGCUUUUCAUUAAAUAUUCUGCCGACACGCAGCUGUCCUGUGGGAUGUUUUAAUUGAAGCGGACAGAUCCAGUCUGGAGGGAUUUUGUCUCCUCGCUCAGUCUCUCACAUCCAAAGCCCAAAUAAACCGGAUUGCAGUGAGCAUGAAACAACUUGUUAAACAUGAAUUAGGAUGUAUUCAUCUCCGACUCCAACAGCGCUUUCCUAAAGAUUACAAAAACACGAACAGCCAGAGGAGACCCCCCCACCCCCGCCUUCCUUUUCCUCCUCCUCCUCUCCCUCCCUCCCCCAUCCCUCCAUCUAUCCGCGCUUCCUUUCUUUCUCCUCUCCCGCUGGAUGGUGCGUUAGGAGCGCGUGCAGGAAGGCACCGAGACUCUCCUUUCUUCUUCUUCUUCAUCUUGUUCUCGGAUGGAGACGGGCUGAGCAGCAGGGUCCAGGUCCAGGUCCAGGUCCAGUUUCCCGACCGGCGCAGUCCACCUCCAGCAUUCCGCUGGAAGCUCCUCUCUCCGUGGAAAAGCCGCUGCUGAGAGCCGCGGAAGGGGAAGCAGCAGGAAGGGGAGACGCGAUCCUCCGUCAUCCGUAGGCCUCCUGCAUCCCUUCCAGGGGCGUAUUGCUGGGGGUCGUGUCCGCACCAUGCUCGUGUAGCCCGAUCGGUGCCGGAGGAGUCUUCUGUAGCGUGUCGCGUCUCCAUGCAUUCUUCAAGGCCAGAGCCGGGCUUGGCGGGAGCGGAGCGCCGCAGGCCUGCGCCGGUCCAGACGCCCGACGACUGGGACGGGUGGAGGGAUCGAGGGAUCGCCGGGUGGAGGGACGCGGGGAGGGAAGGCUGGAGGGAGGGGAGGGAGGGCAGGGAGAGCGGCGUGGUGCAGAGCUACAGCUUCGAUUCGUACCAGCUGGAGGAGGAGGAGAUCAGUAAGGAUGCCCCAGAGCGAGGAGUUCUGGCUCUGUCUGAACCCGACUUUGAGCAGCCGAUCCCCGAUGACCGUUACCAUGGCAUCUACUUUGCAAUGCUGUUGGCUGGAGUGGGUUUCCUGCUGCCGUACAACAGCUUCAUCACCGACGUCGACUACCUGCAUCACAAGUUUCAGGGAACGUCCAUAGUGUUUGACAUGAGUCUGACGUACAUAGUGGUCGCUCUGCUGGCUGUGAUCCUCAACAAUGUGCUAGUGGAGAGGCUCAGCAUGCACACCAGGAUUACUGUGGGUUACAUCUUGGCGUUGGGGCCGCUCAUCUUUGUCAGCUUGUUUGACGUCUGGUUGGAAAAAUUCACCACCAAGCAGGCUUACGUCAUCAACCUUUUGUCAGUGGGAGUGGUGGCCUUCGGAUGCACAGUGCAGCAGUCCAGUUUCUAUGGAUACAUGGGGAUGCUGCCCAAGAGGUACACUCAAGGGGUGAUGACCGGGGAAACGGAAAAGGGGAAAGAUAAGGGAAACGGAGGAACGGCACCAUCCUCCGCAGAAGAAGGCCACGAGGAUUUUGUGGGCGGAACUUACGUGAGAUUCGACGCCCCAAAAGCCAAGAUCAGGAAGAGCUGGCCCGGCGUCCGAGACAUGAUUCUGCAUCGCUACGUGGUGUCGCGUGUGAUCUGGGCCUACAUGCUGUCCAUAGCUGUGACUUACAGCAUCACCCUGUGCCUGUUCCCCGGCCUGGAGUCAGAGAUCAGGAACAAAGCCUUGGGGGAAUGGCUGCCCAUCCUCAUCAUGGCCACAUUCAACAUGUCCGACUUUGUCGGGAAGGUCACCCACUGGUUUCCUCUCCUGUKUGGUUUCUCUCCAGUAAUUUCCUGUUCUGUGUUUCUGUUUCUGCCUGCAGGAAACACAAUGACAGUUUCSUACAUGACGGGUCUAAUGGUGGGCUCCUCCGUGGCGUACGCAACGUACAGCUUCACCCCGACGGCGGCGGGAGCGCGCCUCCCCACACACGCUCCUUUCAAUGCGACAGGGUACUGAAUGUCCACACAGACCAAAACACACACACACACGCACUCACGCACGCACACACACGCACGCACGCACGCACGCACACACACACAUAACUAUAUAUCUACCCAUGUGCAGCAAAAGCAAGCAUUUAAAGUUGUAGCAACAUUUUCAUCCUGUGUGGUGAAGUUUCUAAGAAGAGCAAAGUUGGAGCUGCGCCCCCUGCCAGCAGCCGGCUGAGGCCGACGCGGCUGACCUUUGAGAAUCGCUCGGUGUCAUUACGAACAGGUCGUCUGACAUUUGUAAGGUGCGAUGGUGAGUCGUGUUUCACCGCGAGGAGCGGAGCGCCAUUUGUGUCGAGUGAGUUAAACUCGUCGUUUUUGAUGAUGUCCCAGAGCUGCUCAGAGUUCAGAGGAAGGUGGAGGGAGUCAGGAGGUCAUUCAGGGGUCAUCAGAAUAACCCUUUCAGAGGCUGAAGAAGUAUGGAUGGUGAAAUAGCUGCAAAAACACAAAAUCUUACCAAGGGUUUUUGUCUAGUUUCUAGUGCAAAUAUAAAUAAGACAGAACUAUGUUCAGCAAGAUAAGAUCUUGUUUUAAGUCAAUCAUUUCUUUAUAUUGCUGAAAAAUAUUUAGGAUUAUUGUUCCAUUGGAAGAUUAUAAGUGAAAUAAUCUGCCAAACGAACAAUAAAUUUUUCCCUUAUUAAAAGUUAAAAUGUCUUAUUCCACUGGCAGAUUAUUUCACUUAUAACUUGUAAUUUUUCAGCAAUUUUAAGAAAUUAUUGAUUUAAAACAAGCUCCUAUUUAAGUUAUUUACUAUUUGCGUGGUAAAAUUGUGUGUUUUUGCUGUGUAUUUAUCCAUACCAGACUGACCUUGRAAGCAUAAUUUGCCUCUGUUUUAUAGUAAUAUCAAUGAUCUGAGAUGUCGACAUUAUUAUGCGGUUUAUAUCAGCAUAAAUUAGAGAAUAUUUCUGCUGWCGRCUCUUUCAGUCAUCAUAGUUUUAUCUAUCAGCUAAAACUCCCUGGUUCUAUUAAGUGCAGGUCUUUCAUGUAAGUUGUCCAAAAUCAUUGGUAAUAUAUAAUUUAUUCAUUUAUUCUUGAGGGUUUAAGACUAAUGAACAAGACAGAAAUGAUAAAAUAUCCAUCCAUCCAUCCAUCCAUCCAUCCAUCCAUCCAUCCAUCCAUCCAUCCAUUUUCUG
Messenger RNA from Poecilia reticulata (guppy), 4601 nucleotides. The record is from RefSeq and is a predicted model, not a curated record. Lineage: Eukaryota; Metazoa; Chordata; Actinopteri; Cyprinodontiformes; Poeciliidae.